Molecule: messenger RNA, 1253 nt
Organism: Thermothelomyces thermophilus ATCC 42464
Lineage: Eukaryota; Fungi; Ascomycota; Sordariomycetes; Sordariales; Chaetomiaceae
Exons: 3
Coding region: 230-1129 (299 amino acids)
Biological process (GO): FAD biosynthetic process
Molecular function (GO): FMN adenylyltransferase activity
Source: RefSeq, a predicted model, not a curated record
UAGCGACAUCUGUAGUUUUCCAUCCUUCGUAAACUGAAAUACGGUCACACCCUUUCGGUGGUUCUAAAACUUUCGGUUACGCGAGGCCCAUGUGUCCCGCCCCCGCAUUGUGCCUCAGCCCCACCUAACUUUCCAUGCGAAGUUCCACCUGGCCACGAACGCCCAGCUUCUUGUAUCUGGCCUCUCACCCUUCUUGAUCCCGCAAAGGCCAUUUCUGGAAACGGGAGAAAUGACAGCCAACUCAGCGUUUCAACAUCAAGAUGUUGCGCGGGUCAAUGGCGUCACCAAGACUGACAGCCUACCUGAUCCACGCGGUGUGAUGCCGCGUGCUCUACCCGAUAUUUGCUUCGAGCUCCAGGCCAAAAUCGAUGCGUUUCUCGCCGAGCAGACCGAUGACCGUGUUUUACGCAAUGUCCAAAGUCAGGUCAGGGUGUCGAUGGGUGUGAUCCAGGAGGCGCUGCGCCGGUAUGGGCCCGCCCAUCUUUCGCUUUCAUACAAUGGCGGUAAAGACUGCCUUGUCCUCCUAGUCUUGAUUAUGGCCUGUCUGCCUGCAUAUGCCUCAACCUCGGGCCCUGCCGCCGACGAUCCCGACACGACCGAGACAAUAGCGGAUCCGCUUCCUGGACAUGCCGCGACUUCACCGGUCGCUCCUCCCAGCCGCUUGCAGGCAAUAUACAUAGUUGCUCCUGAUCCCUUUGCGGAGGUUGAGGAUUUCGUGGAGGCGUCGGAGAAGCGAUACCAUCUCGACCUCAAACGCUACACGUUGCCGAUGCGACCGGCCCUGGAGGCGUAUUUGAAGGACAGGCCCGCCAUAAGAGCGAUAUUUUUGGGAACAAGGAGGACAGACCCGCAUGGCGAGUUUCUGACACACUUCGACCCUACAGACGAAGGCUGGCCGCAGUUCAUGCGUGUGCACCCCGUCAUUGACUGGCACUAUGUCGAGAUAUGGGCGUUUAUCCGGCACCUCCACAUCCCGUUUUGCGAACUGUACAACCGAGGCUUCACAUCUCUAGGUGGUGUCACUAAUACCCGCCCGAACCCAGCGUUAGCAGUCAGCGGAAGUCCAUCGGUCUUCAGACCAGCAUAUGAGCUCAGGGAUGACGACGAGGAGCGUCUUGGUCGCGAUUGACAGCGGCCAUCCCGAAAACUCUAUUUGACCCACAGUCCGAAACUGCAUAGCAAUCGCUUGCCAGUUGAAAGAUUUCUUUACGCUCUGCAGAGCAGCUUCGAUAAAACGGACUUGACCUCGUGGU